Alligator mississippiensis (American alligator) is the source of this 1326-nucleotide messenger RNA. It is a transcript of the gene HES2, whose product is annotated as hes family bHLH transcription factor 2. Gene Ontology annotation, biological process: anterior/posterior pattern specification; regulation of transcription by RNA polymerase II; regulation of neurogenesis. NCBI's taxonomy places the organism in Eukaryota, Metazoa, Chordata, Crocodylia, Alligatoridae. The record is from RefSeq and is a predicted model, not a curated record. Gene Ontology annotation, molecular function: DNA-binding transcription factor activity, RNA polymerase II-specific; RNA polymerase II cis-regulatory region sequence-specific DNA binding; protein dimerization activity. The transcript has 3 exons. The coding region runs from base 71 to 775 and encodes 234 amino acids. Gene Ontology annotation, cellular component: nucleus.
CUGCGUCGGGGCGCGAUUCCGCCUACAGCGGCACCGGUCGCGGGGAGCAGGAGCGCGGGGCCGAGGCACCAUGUCCCCGCACAGCGCCGCGCCCUGCCGCCCCCAGCCCGGCGCGCACUGCAGAGCCGGGGACGCCGCCGAGCAGCGCAAGACCCUGAAGCCGCUGAUGGAGAAGCGCAGAAGGGCCCGCAUCAACGAGAGCCUCAACCAACUGAAGACCCUCAUCCUGCCGCUCGUCGGCAAGGACAGCUCGCGCUACUCCAAGCUGGAGAAGGCGGACAUCCUGGAGAUGACCGUGCGGUUCCUCCAGGAGCUCCCUGCGCCCGGCUCCGGUGAGUGUCCCGGCCCGGCCCGGCCAGCCGGCCGCUUCCUCCCGGCCGCCGACGGGCGUCUGUCCCCGCCCGCGCCCACCCGCGUGUCUCUCCGCAGACCCCGCCGAGGGCUACCGGGAGGGCUACCGCGCCUGCCUGGCGCGCCUCGCCGGCCUGCUGGCCAAGGGCCGCCUCCUGGACCGGGACGCCGGCCGCCGCCUGCUCGAGCACCUGCAGCGAGCCAGCGCCGAGCCCGCCCGCCGCCCCCGCCGCGGCCCCGCGGGCUGGCAGCCGGGUCUCCCGCGCGCGGUGCCGCUGGGCCCGGCAGGGGGCGGCGCGGGGCGGGCGGGGCCCUGCUCGCCGGCGGCGGGCGCGGGGCUCUGGCGGCCGUGGUAGCGCCGCGCGGGAGGGCGCCGUCGAGUGCUCCCCGGCCGGGCCACAUGGGAGCCGCAGCCCGGGGCUGAGCUGCGAGCGCGCCAGCGGUCGGGCCGGCCGGGCCGCGCCGAGACACGGUCUCUUCAUUUGUCGCGAGGGCGACGCUUUCCGCUCGCUCCUGCCCCGAGCCGGCGGAGCAGGCGCUGGAGGGGCCCGGGAGCAGCAGGAGGCCGCGCUGCAGAGCGGCGCCCGGGAGCUGCAGCCCCCCGCCGGGUGGUACAGCAACGUCGGGGUGAUCGAGGGGCCGCGGGCAGCCCUGGUCUCCCCUCCCGCAGUGCCCCACCGCUGAACACGGGCAGCUGCGCACGGUGGUCGCCCGAGGAGACAGGCCUGGAGCCCUGGCAAGUGCAUCCGGCCAUGGCGGCCUGGAUUGGGGCCGAGCCUGCAAGGGUGGAACUGAGUGGAGCGCCCAGGGCAGUGGGCACAAGGCAUGGGAGGCUCCAGGGGAACCAUAGGGGUGCAUCCCUUCUGCAAGCUGUGCCGCAGGCUCAGGCGCUUCUCACCAGAAAGGCUGGAGAAUGCCGCUUACUGCAGGAGCGCUCUGUCCAUGGUGUUAUUAAAGUCCAGUUUCUCUCUGUAA